AUGAAUAAAAAAUUAGCUAAUACAUAUAACCAAAUAUCUGAUGUUUUUUCACGAGCUUAAAUAAAAAAUGCUGUCGAAUCUCUUGAUAAUUAUCAUGAUAGACUUAAGUUAAUUGACUCAAUUAUUGAUAGAAGACAAUAGAUCAGAUAAGCAAAUGAUUUGUCUAAAAUUACUAAAUAUGCUCAUAUUUUUAGAAAGAUGAUCUAAAGAUAUCGAAAUAAAAAAGAAGACUAAGCUGCUAAUUAAAGAUUAUAAAUGUAGAUGGUCAUGAGUAUGUUUGCUCCUAAAGGAAAAUAAUCUUCACCAAGACAUUUAUACAAAAAUCUAGAAUAAAGAAAGAUUGAUCCACAAUAACUAAAAAUAAAAGAGAUAUCAGAAUAGCGUAGAGAUGCUGUACAAUUAAAAAUGAAUCGAACUUCCAAGAUCUCUAAUUUUCAUUCAGACAGAAAGUAUAACAAUUAGAGAAACAAUACAAAGGAAGGUUGUCGAUUUUCAAAUAGAACUCAACGAUUUUUAAGCUCUAUUGAUGUCGAUGACUAAUAUUAAGAAAAGGAAUUGUAUCUAUGGAGUGUAGAUGAUAAAGAAAUUAAAUCAUUACAAAGUAAAAUAAAAUAAAGUGUUAUUCUUAAAACAAGAAUAAACCUUAAUCAAAAUACUAAAGUAUGAAAUUCAACUUACUUAAGGAUAAUGAGAAUGUCUUAAAAUUGUUAUAAAAGUAACAAUCCACUUUAUCUAGAAGAUAAUAUAAGCCAUAUUCUUAACCUUAACUUCAAGAUCNUAAUUAUACUUUUUCAUUAUCAGCUACUGCAAAUCUACUUGCUUGCUAAAUUCAAAGUCUAUUAUUAUACUCCAUGUCGUUCAGCAAACAAAAAAUCUGGAGGUCUUUUGAAUGCAUCAUAACCUUCAGACUUUUAUUAAACUAGUAUAGAUUUAGUUUUAAGUAUAUUGAACAUAAUAAUAUAAUUAUAACAAAAAUAAAAUGUUAAUAUAUUGAUAAUAGUAUAUUUUGUAAAUUUUAUCAUGUAAUUAGAUUAUUUUAUAUAUAACAUAUUUGA
Messenger RNA from Paramecium primaurelia, 1055 nucleotides. The record is from the annotation of a GenBank genome assembly. NCBI's taxonomy places the organism in Eukaryota, Ciliophora, Oligohymenophorea, Peniculida, Parameciidae.